AUGCCACAAUUUGAAAAGGCACAGUCGCCUGUAAACCCAGGGACUCAUCGGGAAUCGUCGAGAUCUUUUGAUGGUAUUGCGGGUAAUGGGAAUUCCGGAGGCCAGAUUCACAAUGAACUGACAGAUGCUCCAAAAUUACUCACAGCAUCAAAAGCAAGGUGUCGAAAGGCGACCAUGACACGCAUUGAGAAGUCAAAGGAUCCCUAUGAAUUGAGUGCAGAUGAAAAUGAAGCACCUGCUGCUGCAUUUGGCAGCUCAUUGGCUUCCUCCGCUACCACUGUAUCUAUUGGCAAAAAGCGUAAAUUCUUCUCAACUCAACGCGAGAGUUCUUCCAAACGCACUGCCCUCAUCGGAUUUGAACUUCUGCGUCAGAAACUUGCUGUCAAGUCGGGAGGUCGUCGUCGAGCUCUUUCGGCGGCCAAUCGAAUAUCCUCGUCCCGUGCACCACCUAUGAGUGAGAGUGAACGAGCGCGGAUCGCUGCGACCACCAUUUGGCUGCCAAUUCCAAAUCGGCAGUAUGCGUCGACGCCCAAUAGACAACACCCCCAUCGGUUGCAGCCGUCACCUCUUCCGCUUCCUUCACCAGACAGGAGGAGUGAAAUCCUCACUGGCAAUCCUGCUGUCCGACUAUCCAGCCUCUCAGCUUUAGCCUCUCCACUCGACUCCCGGACAGUACAAGCGGAUAUUGCUCCUUUGGAGAGUACCGCAGUGAUGCCUCGAGAAGGCAGUACUCAUGAUGCACUACCACUAGCAGAUAUAUCAAACAUUGCUCCUCGGCCGCCAUCUCUUUCGUUCGAUCGGGUAGGUGAUAGGGCCUAUGGCGAGACGCGUCGCAUUUCCUUCGCCCAACCACUCUCUCCAAUGCCCAAACGCUCGAGCGGUUCGCGGGCAGGUUCCAGCAAUCUUUCUACCUCUGGAUCAAAGGGACCUUCACGUCACUCCCAUAACGAAGAUGCCUCGAACUACGAGGAGUGGCUGGAGAAGUUCAACUUCCAAUUGAAGCCCUACGAGGAUUUCGACCUAACAGUCGAUUAA
Hydatigera taeniaeformis is the source of this 1035-nucleotide messenger RNA. NCBI's taxonomy places the organism in Eukaryota, Metazoa, Platyhelminthes, Cestoda, Cyclophyllidea, Taeniidae. The record is from the annotation of a GenBank genome assembly.